Molecule: messenger RNA, 363 nt
Organism: Macrosiphum euphorbiae (potato aphid)
Lineage: Eukaryota; Metazoa; Arthropoda; Insecta; Hemiptera; Aphididae
Source: the annotation of a GenBank genome assembly
AUGACCAUUUUUCAGAGCAAACUAUUAAAUCACUUGGAAAAACAACAAUCAACUGAUGUGGAUGAACUUUUUUUGAAAUCUUUACUUCCUCUAGUAAAACAAUUAAGUGGUGGUAAAAAAUUAGAAUUUAAAAUGUACGCACUUAAAUUUUUUCAAAAUGAAUCUCAUCCACAAAAUAAUAACUAUUCCUAUCACACUGCAGUAUUUUAUCCUCAGAAUAAUGCUCCAUAUUUUCAUUCCGGGUAUUUUAAUUCGUUCCAUUCGUCUUCUCCAAUAUCAUACCAACAUCAACAAGCGGCUCCCUCACACAGUUCUAUAGAUACACUACACCACAACAUAUAUCCCGAACCAAUUCCAAAUUAA